GGCGAGCGCGCCCGGUACACCCGCCGGGACCGCGCAGGGGGCGGCGAGCGCGCCCGGUACACCCGCCGGGACCGCGCAGGGGGCGGCGAGCGCGCCCGGUACACCCGCCGGGACCGCGCAGGGGGCGGCGAGCGCGCCCGGUACACCCGCCGGGACCGCGCAGGGGGCGGCGAGCGCGCCCGGUACACCCGCCGGGACCGCGCAGGGGGCGGCGAGCGCGCCCGGUACACCCGCCGGGACCGCGCAGGGGGCGGCGAGCGCGCCCGAGGCCGCGCAAGGCACAGGGAGCGGCGAGCGCGCCCGGUACACCCGCCGGGACCGCGCAAGUGGCGGCGAGCGCGCCCAGGGGCCGCGCAGGGCGCAGGGAGCGGCGAGCGCGCCCGGUACACCCGCCGGGACCGCGCAGGGGACAGGGGGCGGCGAGCGGGGCCGAGGCGGGAGCCCCGAUGGGUGGCGGGGAGGCGCCUCCCCGACGCGCGGCCCCUCGCCGCUGACAGCCCGCUGCCCCCCUCUCUCGAUGCGGCGGCGAGGAGGAGGAGGAGGCGGCGGCGAGGAGGAGGAGAGUCGUCGCCCACAUGCGCUGCAUUAACAGGCUGUGGGCAGAGCAGCAGAAAGUGUUGGAGUUGCCUCAGUCAGUGCGCGGCGGUGCGGCGGCGGGAAGAUGGCGGACUGGAGGUGAUCGCCGAGGGCCGGCCGCACGUUUCCUCUCUUCUCCCGGCGCCGCUGGGCGGCGAGCCUCCCGCCAUCGGACACAUGCAGGCCAAAAAGCGCUACCUCUUGCUUGCGGCCGCCGCCUGCGUGCUGUUGCUCGGCUACCUGGCCGGGAGGCGUUUCGGGCGGUUGCCUACGAGUAGGACGCAGAACCGGCGCGGCGCCCCGACCGGGACCGGCUCCACAGCUGCCGCCGGCCGCUUGAGCGACUGGGCCGACCCGCUGCAGAGCUUCUGGGUGGGCGGCGAGCAGCCGGAGAACGAGGAGUUCGCCCGGCGGGGCUCUCCCCAGCGUAAGAGGGAGAUCAGCAGCAGCGUGUACAAGGGCAAGAGGUGCCGCAUGCUCUCCUGCUUCGACUUCUCCCUGUGCCACAGGAACGGUUUCAAGGUCUACAUCUACCCGCAGCAGAAAGGGGAGAAGAUGUCCGAAAGUUACCAGAACAUCCUGGCGGCCAUCGAGAGCUCCAAGUUUUACACUUCGGACCCGAGGCAGGCUUGUCUAUUCGUCCUAAGUUUAGACACUCUAGACCGGGAUCAGCUUUCGCCUCAGUAUGUGCACAAUCUGAAAAGCAAAGUUCAGAGUCUGCACUUGUGGAACAAUGGCAGGAACCAUUUGAUUUUUAAUCUUUAUUCCGGGACCUGGCCCGAUUACACCGAGGACUUGGGGUUUGAUAUCGGCCAGGCGAUGUUAGCCAAAGCCAGCAUCAGUACGGAAAAUUUCAGGAGCAAUUUUGACGUUUCUAUACCGCUGUUUUCGAAAGAUCAUCCAAGGACCGGAGGAGAGAAGGGUUAUAUGCUUUUCAGGAACAUUCCUCCCUUGACGAAGUACUUACUAGUAUUUAAAGGGAAAAGGUAUUUGACUGGGAUAGGCUCUGAUACCAGGAAUGCCUUGUAUCAUGUCCACAAUGCAGAAGAUAUUGUCCUCUUAACUACCUGUAAACAUGGAAAAGACUGGCAGAAACAUAAGGACAUGCGCUGUGACAAGGACAACGAUGAAUAUGAAAGGUAUGAUUAUCGUGAAAUAUUGCACAAUUCCACCUUCUGUUUGGUUCCAAGGGGUCGUAGACUGGGAUCUUUCCGAUUUCUGGAGGCUUUGCAGGCUGCAUGUAUUCCAGUGAUGUUGAGUAAUGGCUGGGAACUGCCAUUUUCGGAAGUCAUUGACUGGAACCAAGCUGUUGUCGUUGGAGAUGAAAGGUUGCUACUGCAGAUACCUUCUACUGUAAGGUCUAUUAAUCAGAACAAAAUCUUAGCACUUAGGCAACAGACACAGUUCUUAUGGGACGCUUAUUUUUCUUCAGUUGAGAGGAUAGUAUUGACUACAUUAGAAAUAAUUCAAGACAGAAUUUUUAACCAUAUAUCUCGCAAUGGCUUAAUUUGGAAUAAACCUCCAGGAGGAUUAUUCAGUCAGCCACAGUAUUCAACACAUCUAGGAGAUUUUCCUUUUUAUUAUUCUUAUCUAGGUAUAAUGCCUUCAACCAAGUUUACUGCCGUUAUCCAUGCAGUGACUCCGCUGGUUUCGCAGUCACAGCCAAUAUUAAAGCUUCUGCUGGCAGUAACUAAGAGUCAAUAUUGUGCCCAGGUUAUUGUGUUAUGGGACUGUGACAAACCCUUACCAGCCAAACACCGUUGGCCCUCCACUACUGUACCUGUACUGGUAAUUGAAGGAGAAAAUAAAGUUAUGAGCAGCCGUUUUCUUCCAUAUGAUGCUAUCCAUACACAUGCUGUUCUUAGCCUUGAUGAAGACACUGUUCUUUCUACUACAGAGGUAGAUUUUGCCUUCACUGUGUGGCAAAGUUUCCCUGAGAGAAUAGUGGGAUACCCAGCGCGCAGCCAUUUCUGGGACAGCACAAAAGAGAGAUGGGGUUACACAUCUAAAUGGACAAAUGAUUAUUCCAUGGUCUUAACAGGUGCUGCAUUCUACCACAGGUACUAUCAUUAUCUGUACACUCAUUACUUGCCUGCCAGUUUAAAGAACAUGGUGGACCAACUGGCCAACUGUGAAGACAUUCUGAUGAACUUCUUGGUAUCAGCAGUCACCAAGCUGCCUCCUGUUAAAGUAACCCAGAAAAAACAGUACAAAGAGACGAUGAUGCAGCAGUCGUCCAGAGCUUCCAGAUGGGCUGAUCCUGACCACUUUGCUCAACGGCAAACAUGCAUGAAUACUUUUGCAAGUUGGUUUGGAUUCAUGCCUUUAAUCCACUCUCAGAUGAGACUAGAUCCAGUUCUCUUCAAAGACCAGGUGUCUAUAUUGAGGAAGAAGUAUCGGGACAUUGAGCGACCCUAAGAAGCACAAAGCCAUUGAUUGUUGGACUGUGUUGGGAUUAAAGCCAUCCUCGGCUCAACAGGUAACAAUCUGCACAAGGUAACUCUUGGCUGUUACCCUAGGAUGCACGUGAUGUACUCUUCAGACUCGCAGCAGCUGCAAUUGGCUUAUUGACUAAUUAUGAUCUGUGCAACAAUUAGAAUUUAACUUUAUUUUUAUCGUUUUAUCAAUCUGAGAGACCGGAUUCAUUUCCUGUCAUGAGAAGUAUGUAUCAAAAGAACCAUGAACUUAGAGUGAAGAUCAAUGACAUUUUUCAUCAGCACUGUGAAGAACAAAGUGAAACACUAUUCAUUUGUUCAGAAUAGAGUGUCUUAAAUUUUGGCCUGGACAAAAAUUUAAGGCCAACUAAAUACCACUUAAGCCAAGUAUGUAUUAGGAAAAGCAAACAAUGUUUGGAAUGGCUGGCCAUCAGGCUUGUAUAGGAAUGGGCACCAGGGCAUUCAUGACUAAUGAGCAUGUAAUUGGGUUUCACCAAUAAUGACUGCCAUGUUAACUAUUAGCAUGCAAAAGAAUUUAUUUCAAAAAAAAGCAUAUACACUGUCCACUACGGGAUAACCCUUACUGUGUAUGUAGGAACACCGUGCUCCUCGGCAGUUCGGGGUGGUCUGCCACACAAAAUAGAUUGCUAAUUGAGAUGUGUGCACAUGCCUGCAUGUUAACAUGCCUUACAGGUGACCUGCUGUAUGGCUUUUACAAGGUCAAUGGGCUGACCUAUGGAAUUAAAACAUUGGCUUUGCGUGUUUUAAAGUGAAUGGCACAUAUGGUGCUCUGACAAGGGGUAGCCCCUUGUUUCUAUAUAAAGUUCUAUUUUUUAAAUGGCAAGGCUAUGUUAGCCUUUGCUCACAGGUACUUGAAUGUCUGAAGACUUGAAGGAGUGUUGAGCGUGUGGCCUUUUAAUCACUUUAUUUUGGUUAAUAAUGGUUCAACCUAGUUUUUAUAUAUGUAAUUCACUUAUUUUAAAUAGAUAUCCCAGUUCAUCUUGUGUGCUGAAUCUCCAGUCAACAUUGUCACUUCAUAAUUAAGGGUGUGAAAAUGGGCCUUGUUAUAAUGUACGUAAUCUUGUAUAUUUAUUUUGACAAUUGUGUAUAGUGUAUGGUUACAAACUGACAAAGCAAUGUGGGAAUAAUUAGAUGGAUAACUGUAAAGCAGAACAAAUUAUUUUGUAUAAGAUGUACAUUUCUGAGGUUUUCUAACAUAUUUCCAAUGUUUUUCGUAGUGUAUCAUUGCUUUAUAUAUUAAAAAAAAAAUUCCCAACUGGGCAUGACUACACACAGUUAAUGGGAUUAAUUCUACAAAGGAGUGGAAAGAAUACAAAGCCAUAUAUUUUGAUUAGCUUGCAUAACAUUGUAGCUCCAUCAAAGAUAGCCUUUGUAUAGAUAGUAUCACCAAAGACUUGUCCAUUCGAUGUGCAGAUGCUUUCAUUAAUUUAAUUGUACUUUUAGAGCCAUUUGCAAGUAUGUUUGUACCAUUGAACAUAAAUAUCUUAGAAUGGAUUUUUGUUUUAUCACUACAUUUCUGCUGCUUCUGUUAGUGUUUUUUUUGUACCUUGGGAGCAUUUGCACACUUACUGGCUGCCAUUCUUUGUCUAAAUGUACCAAUGUACACUGGUGUAAUGUCACAAUUGUUACUGGUUCUGGUGAAAGAAGUUCACAUGCUGAACUGCUGCCACUCGGGAUCCUCGACAGUUGUAGUUUUCUUUUCCCUACACGAUCUCUUCACUAUAAGUUGAUCCAUGUCAUAGAUUUGGAAUUAACCAUGUUAUUUUUUUCAUGUUUGGGACUGAUUUAGAAGCGAGGUGCUAGCUAAAGGGGUUACUGCAAUAAAAUUUAUAAACAGAGCAGAGGGUAGAGUUGCUUAAGAAGAGCUUGGUCAGUUAAGUUGGAUUAUUAUAAAUUAAGUAAAAAGAAAGCAACUUUAGAUGUUGAGCCCCAGGAUCAAUGUACGUGUUACCUUUUAACUAUCAAACUUUUCAAAUUCUGUGCUUUACUUUUUCUCCAAAUUUUCAAUUGCAUGAGUGACAGUGUAAAAUAAUACACAGUUGAAGAAAUUCCAGAAAAUGAAUAAUUUUAAAAGCUAGUGCUGAAAGCUAAUUUUUAUUUGAAAGCUGUAGACUCAAUUACUCAAAUCUUAAACUUAGCUUUAGAAUGUUACACUACUGGGUUCAAGGAGUGAAUAUUCAUCAGAAUACCUGUGAAAGUGGGUUGAUGUUGCUAUGACUAAGUUUGGGAAAAAUUGUUCCUCAAAAAUCAAAUAUUAAAACAAAAUUCAUGUGUUUACAUAGGGUUUUCUCAUCACUUUUAGGAUGUCCUAAAGUGCUUUUGAAGUACUUUUGAAAUGCAAUCAAUUUGCACACUUCAGACUUUCAAAGACAGCUUUGUGUUUAAUGACCAGAUAAUCUGUUUCAGUAGCUUUGCAUGAGGGAAAAAUAAGUGCCAUGGGAUUUUUUUUAUAUCCACCCCACCUUUUAAAUCCAAAAGUACUAUUAAAAUACAAACAGAUGAAUGGCUUUCUACAGUCACUGUAGAAGAGCUAAAUUUUGAUGGCUGGUGGUGGGCAGUGAAUUUUUUUUAAAUGAUUGCAUUUUGCUCAAUGAAUUGCAGACUAAGGUUCAGGUUUGAACAUGAAGCUUUAAAGAAUGUGCACAGAAAGCUGAAACUGUACCUCUCUGGAGCAACUCCAGUUACAUGAAAGAUGCCAGACAGAAACUUUCUUGCAAACCUUUGGUCCAAUCCUACCAUGUUCUAAAGUCUUACCUAGAGGCAGAAAUGGUUGUAUUAGGGAGAUUCAGAAUGUUAUGUAUUUAGUUCCUCUUCCCUAAGAUGCCCUUUUUGCUUUAGGAACACUGGAAUAAUUAUUAGAUGCUUUACUGACAUUCCUGGGGAGUUUUCUUUAGUCUCGAGGGUACAGGCUCUAGAGUUGCAUUUUUCUUUCUGGUUUAUUAAUUUUGCCUAUCGGUAAUGAGUUUGCACCAGACUUGAAGUAUUCCAUUAUCCCUUAAAAACCCAUCGUGCCCCAUGUUUCCAGCUCUGUAAUUAGUAUUAUGUUGGUUCAUUUUAUAGACAUAAAUAAUUACAAAACUUAGAAGAUAAAUGGA
Pristis pectinata (smalltooth sawfish) is the source of this 6127-nucleotide messenger RNA. Its product is annotated as exostosin-1-like. Bases 754 to 2994 code for a protein of 746 amino acids. Gene Ontology annotation, cellular component: membrane. The record is from RefSeq and is a predicted model, not a curated record. The transcript has 11 exons. Gene Ontology annotation, molecular function: glycosyltransferase activity. NCBI's taxonomy places the organism in Eukaryota, Metazoa, Chordata, Chondrichthyes, Rhinopristiformes, Pristidae.